Hibiscus syriacus is the source of this 962-nucleotide messenger RNA. RefSeq names its product transmembrane protein 147-like. NCBI's taxonomy places the organism in Eukaryota, Viridiplantae, Streptophyta, Magnoliopsida, Malvales, Malvaceae. The record is from RefSeq and is a predicted model, not a curated record. Bases 63 to 749 code for a protein of 228 amino acids. The transcript is spliced from 7 exons.
AGCAUCGCAAAAAAAAUUGAAACCUGGAAUUGAAACUUGCAAAAACACUGGGAAAAGGGAAAAUGACGAUGUUUCACUUCUUCAACUGUGCCAUUCUCACCUUCGGUCCACACGCCGUCUACUACUCCGCCACUACCCUAUCGGAGUAUGAUACUUUUGGUACCUCUGUUAAAGCCGCCCUUGUUUAUCUAGGAACAGUUUUGGUAAAGCUUGUUUGCCUUGCAACGUUUUUGCAGGUGUCUGAGAACGAUGGCUUUGACCCAUAUCAGGAACUCUUGAAAGUGCUGAUUGGUUUUAUAGAUGUUGCUGGACUUUAUUUUGCCUUAACACAGUUGACACACAGGAAUAUCUCUCAAAUUCAUAAAUUUCAAGCUGUUGGACUUGGAUGGGCUUUUGCUGACUCUGUUCUACAUAGAUUGGCACCUCUUUGGGUGGGAGCUAAGGGGCUAGAAUUCACUUGGGAUUACAUUCUACAAGGCCUGGAAGCAAAUGCUAAUUUGGUGUUGAGUAUAUCUCUCGCAGCAUUGGGAUCUUUGAUUUGGCUUCGAAAGAACAAGCCUAAGACUUUGAUUCCCGUAAUAUAUGCAUGUGCUGGAAUUGUGGCAACCAUGCCAUCUAUUACAAGCUACUUAAGGCGAGGUUUGGGAUGGCACUUUCCAGAGGUGGUAGGCUUCGAAUUAUUCACAUCUUUGGUGAUGGCUUUCUUUAGUUGGCAAUUGUUUUCUGCAUGCCAAAGACCCUCUGCAUGAGUAGCUAUGUUUACGGCCUUCAAUACCAUUAGUUGUUUGAAGCGAUACACUCGUUGUCCAUCAAUUACUCUUCGCAUGUUUCUUCUGUGGUUCUUCCCUCGGGCUGCCCCGUUGUCUACUUUGGAUUUCGAUCUACUUUGUAGUUUGAAAGUUUGAUCAUUGUUGGAAGUUGGAACUAUCUGACAUUAAUGUUGGAUUUUUGCCUAAGGCACA